CUGCUUGUCUGUCAGAGUGCUACUGUUCAGUGGCGGGAUGGACUCGUUAAGUGCGCGGAUGAUCCAGAGUCCCGGAGAGGACUCGGUGUGUGUGAGCUGACAGGACCCGGCGGUUUGAAGGUCUGCAGCUCAGAGACAGAGGGACAGAUGAUCUGAGCGUGUACCUGCAGGCUGAGACUGUGAGCGGCUCAGAGGCAGAUCCUCCGCAGAACACGCCCUGAUAGAAAAAGGUAAAAGACACACACUCUGGCCUGAUCAACCAAGGAGCCGAGUCUGCUUACCUGAAAAACACCAGCCCCAAUGCUCCACCACGUACGGGCUCACACCGCCGGACACCUACCAAAUGAAAUCAGGACGAGUUCACUUCCACAAACGCUGGUUUGUCCCGAGGAGCUUUAUCCACGUCUGUCGCGCGAUCGGAACACCUGGAGGUCCCGCCGGACUCGAUAGAGAAAUAAAGCAGGUUACAGAGCAUUGAUCCACCGGCCGGGCUCAGCACCAUGAGUAGGAAGACUCGGCGCUGGAUUUUACAUUUUUUCCUGUGCCUUGGAAUAGUGUAUGUGAAAAUCGGGGGUCUGUCAUCGGUGGUUGCGCUGGGAGCGAGCAUCAUCUGUAAUAAGAUCCCCGGCUUGGCCCCCCGUCAGAGGACGAUCUGUCAGAGCCGACCCGACGCCAUCAUAGUGAUCGGAGAAGGAGUUCAGAUGGGCAUCAAUGAAUGUCAGUUCCAGUUCAGACACGGACGCUGGAACUGCUCGGCCCUGGGAGAGAGGACCGUGUUCGGGAAAGAGCUCAAAGUGGGCAGCAAGGAGGCCGCGUUCACCUACGCUAUUAUCGCUGCCGGGGUCGCCCAUGCGGUCACUGCAGCCUGCACCCAGGGGAGUCUGAGCGGCUGCGGCUGUGACAAGGAGAAACAGGGUUUCUACAACCAGGAGGAAGGCUGGAAGUGGGGCGGCUGCUCUGCAGACGUCCACUAUGGCCUGGGUUUCUCCAAGGUGUUUGUGGACGCGCGGGAAAUUAAGCAGAAUGCCAGGACGCUCAUGAAUUUACACAACAACGAAGUGGGACGCAAGGUUCUGGAGAAGGGCAUGCAUCUGGAGUGUAAGUGUCACGGUGUGUCAGGAUCUUGCACCACCAAAACCUGCUGGACGACUCUCCCCAAGUUCCGUCAGCUGGGAUUCAUCCUCAAGGACAAGUACAACCAGGCCGUCCACGUGGAGCCAGUGCGAGCCAGCCGCAACAAGCGCCCCACUUUCCUGAAGAUCAAGAAACCCCAUUCCUACCGUAAGCCCCUGGACACAGAGUUGGUCUACAUCGAGAGAUCGCCCAACUAUUGCGAGGCGGACCCUCUGACGGGCAGCAUGGGAACGCAGGGUCGCCUGUGCAACAAAACGGCUCAGCAGCCCAACAGCUGCGACCUGAUGUGCUGCGGUCGGGGAUAUAACACACACCAGUACUCGCGCGUUUGGCAAUGCAACUGCAAGUUCCUGUGGUGCUGCUACGUUAAAUGCAACACCUGCAGUGAGAGGACGGAGGUGUAUACCUGUAAAUAGAGAUAUUUAUUGGACGUGUAUUCAGACAGCUAGACUGGACUGUGUGUGCACGUGUCUGUUGUAUAUUUCAGAAGAAGGCUUCUGACACACGUGCUGUCUUGGCAUUACAGCAACUUCCUCCAACUUGUGUUGUGCAAGUGCACAUCAGCCAUCACACUGGACUCAACCUAUGGGCUCAUACAUUUUAAUUUUAUUGUUUCAAAUGCCAUGUCAUGCCCCAGGCUUGACUUCUCUGCAGGCCACACUGCUCUGAUGGCAUGACUCACCUCAAACAGUGAUAGUUUUUUUUUCUUCUACUAGACUAAUAAUUUAUUCAGUGAGAAAACUACUGAUCAUUUCACUGUCAACUAAAUCUGGUAAGGUUUAUCAGUUGGUGUAGAUGCCUGAUAUUUUAGUAAAAAGAAACUAUUCAAGUGCACUUAUGAGUAAAAAGAAUUUUUUUUCUUCUUUUUAAAAGACAACUUAAACACUGGAGCUGAAACGUGAAACAGUCCGAACUGAACUCGACUGACAGAUUAACAUUGAACUACUGAUUCUGGACUCAGUAUGAUAGUAUUGUUUUCUGCUUGUUUCUUUCCCCCUCCCCCUCCAGUUUGCUGCUAGUUGUCUGGAUUGAUGUCUGUUAUGGAGUUUGUGAGCGAGCAGCCAUAUUGACUCUUCUAAGCUAAGUUGACACCACCAGGAGCAAACGCAAAAAGCUUCCAGACAGAAAUUUCCCUCAAUGUUGGUUGAUAGAAUAUAUUUUGUAAGAGAUUAUUUUUAUAUAAAUAUUGUUUUAUUUAUUUUCGAUCUCUGUGUAAGAUUUUUUCCCUUAGCAUUUCUUUAACCACUGAAACAUGAAAUAAAAUAAAAGUUUUGAUUUACAUCAUGAAAUUUCA
Molecule: messenger RNA, 2428 nt
Organism: Seriola aureovittata
Lineage: Eukaryota; Metazoa; Chordata; Actinopteri; Carangiformes; Carangidae
Gene: wnt7aa
Product: wingless-type MMTV integration site family, member 7Aa
Exons: 4
Coding region: 501-1550 (349 amino acids)
Biological process (GO): multicellular organism development; canonical Wnt signaling pathway; neuron differentiation
Cellular component (GO): extracellular region
Molecular function (GO): frizzled binding; cytokine activity
Source: RefSeq, a predicted model, not a curated record